AUGGGCUGGCCCAAAUCUUCAAAUGUGUCUAAAGUCCGCAGAAUUUACCUCAACAAACCUCACAGGAACAUUUUUUGCAAAAAUGUCAUCAGCACAACUAAGUACAGCAUGUGGACAUUUCUCCCUCGAUUUUUGUAUCUACAGUUUAGCAAAGCUGCCAAUGCCUUCUUUUUGUUCAUUGCUAUAUUGCAGCAAAUUCCAGAUGUGUCUCCAACAGGAAGAUAUACAACGCUCUUGCCUUUGAUGAUUAUUCUUUCAAUAUCAGCCAUCAAAGAGAUUAUAGAAGAUUAUAAACGACAUAUGGCAGACAAAUUAGUUAACACAAAGAGAACAACAGUGUUAAGACAGCAGACAUGGAAAGUGAUAAUGUGGAGAGAGGUAAUUGUGGGUGACAUUGUGAAGACCACAAAUGGGCAUUUCCUCCCUGCAGACAUGGUCCUGAUUUCUUCCAGCGAACCUCAGGCAACAUGUUAUAUUGAAACAUCUAAUUUAGAUGGAGAGACAAAUCUAAAAAUCCGGCAGGCUUUGUUAGAAACAGCUGAAAUGCAAACAGAAAAACAACUGUCAAGCCUGUCUGGAAAAAUAAAAUGUGAAGGACCUAAUCGUCAUUUCAAUAGCUUCAUUGGAACCUUGUACCUAAGGGGUAAAAGCCCCAUUCCAAUUAGACCGGACCAGAUUUUGCUAAGAGGUACUCGGCUUAGAAAUACUCAGUGGACCCUUGGUGUAGUUGUUUACUCUGGAUUUGAAACCAAAUUGAUGCAGAAUUCAGUUAAAUCUCCUCUCAAGAGAUCAAAGGUUGAGAAAGUGACCAAUGGGCAGAUCCUGGUGUUGUUCCUGCUACUUUUGCUUAUGUCUUUGGUAAGCUUUGUAGGAGCCAUACUCUGGAAUAAAAAGUAUGGAGAAGAGAGUUGGUACAUCAGGAAGAACGAUUCCAAGCCCCAUAGCUUUGGGUUUGACAUAUUAGUGUUCAUCAUCUUAUACAACAAUCUCAUCCCAAUUAGUCUGUUGGUGACUUUAGAAAUGGUGAAAUACACUCAGGCACUAUUUAUAAACUGGGAUGAAGAUAUGCAUUACAAAAAAAAUAAUGUCUAUGCAAUGGCCAGAACAUCCAAUCUGAAUGAAGAGCUUGGGCAGGUAAAAUACUUAUUUUCUGAUAAAACAGGAACCCUCACUCGCAAUAUUAUGACACUUAAGAUGUGUACUAUAGCAGGUAUAGUUUAUGGUCAGCCAUCUUCCAUCUUAGAUUCCUGUGGUUUUAAUGAUCCAGCAUUACUGGAGAACUUAAAGAAUGGCCAUCCCACAGAUGAAUACAUAAAAGAAUUUCUUACCAUGUUAUGUGUGUGUCACACUGUUAUUCCAGAAAGAAAUGGGGAUAAUAUCAUCUACCAGGCUUCCUCCCCAGAUGAAGCAGCGUUAGUGAAGGGAGCAAAGAAACUUGGCUUUGUUUUCACUACCAGAACACCAUCCUCUGUCACUAUAGAAGCUAUGGGAAAAAUUUUUACCUUUGAAAUUCUUAAUAUCCUGGAAUUUUCAAGUUAUAGGAAAAGGAUGUCUGUAAUUGUACGAACUCCUACAGGAAAUCUCCGUCUGUACUGCAAAGGGGCUGAUACAGUUAUUUAUGAAAGACUUUCAAAAGAUUCUAUCUUUGUACAAGAGACAUUAGAACACCUGGAAUAUUUUGCCAGAGAAGGUCUAAGAACUCUCUGCAUUGCCUAUACAGAUUUAACUGAGAUCAAAUAUCGGCAGUGGCUGGUAAAGUAUAAAAAAGCUAGUACAAUUGUAGAAGGCAGAAAUCAAAGGUUGGAAAACUGUUAUGAUAUUAUUGAAAAGGAAUUUUUGUUACUUGGAGCCACAGCCAUUGAGGAUCACCUUCAAGCUCGAGUUCCAGAAACGAUAACAACUUUACUGAAAGCAAAUAUAAGAAUAUGGGUCUUAACAGGAGAUAAAAUAGAAACUGCAAUUAACAUAGCAUAUUCCUGCAAACUGAUAUCAGGUGAAAUGCCUCGUAUUCAAUUGAAUACAAAUUCAUUUGAGGCAACACAACAAGCAAUUAAUCAGAACUGCCAAGAUCUUGGAAGCUUGUUAAAUACAGAAAAUGACCUUGCUCUAAUCAUUGAUGGUGAAACAUUGAAGUAUGCCCUCCAUUGUGAAAUUAUGAAGCAAUUCCUCAAUUUGGCCCUCUCAUGCAGAACAGUAUUAUGUUGUAGGUUAUCUCCCCUCCAAAAGGCUGAAAUAGUGGAUUUGGUUAAGACACAUGUGAGGGCCAUCACUCUUGCUGUUGGGGAUGGUGCCAACGAUGUUGGAAUGAUCCAGACAGCCCACGUAGGCGUGGGAAUCAGUGGGAAUGAGGGCAUGCAUGCGAGCAACAACUCAGAUUACUCCAUUGCACAGUUUAGCUACUUGGAGAAGCUUCUGUUGGUUCAUGGGGUCUGGAAUUACUUUCGAGUGACCAAAUGUAUAUUAUAUUGUUUCUACAAGAACAUUGUGCUAUUUCUUAUUGAGCUUUGGUUUGCCUUUGUUAAUGCAUUUUCUGGGCAGAUUGUGUUUGAACGUUGGUGCAUUAGCUUGUACAAUGUGAUUUUCACUUCAUUACCAUCUAUUACUCUGGGAAUCUUCGACAAGUGUUGCAGUCAAGAGAGCCUGUUUAAGUAUCCACAACUCUACACAAUUUCUCAGGGAGCAAAAAUUUUCAACACAAAGGUGUUUUGGGUUGAAUGCAUAAAUGCUUUGUUUCACUCCUGCAUUCUCUUCUGGUUGCCUGCAAAGAUGCUGCAGCAUGAUAUGGUCUUACAAGGUGGUCACACAACAGACUAUUUGUUUCUUGGAAAUUUUAUUUAUACGUAUGUAAUAGUUACUGUUUGUCUGAAAGCUGGUUUGGAGACACUGUCUUGGAAUAAAUUUAGUCAUUUGGCAAUUUGGGGCAGCAUGGUGAUAUGGCUGGUAUUUUUUGCAAUUUACUGUUUCUUUUGGCCUACCAUUCCUAUUGCUCCUGAUAUGACAAGACAGGUCACUGUGAUCAUGGUUUGUCCACACUUCUGGCUGGGUUUUCUCAUAGUCCCCACUACAUGCCUAAUUCAAAAUGUAUUAAUGAAAAUGAUUGAAAAUACUAUCAGCAAAAGUUUUCUAGAGGAAGUUCGGAAGAUGGAAAGUAGCAGAGUUCAACAAAGUGAUGUUCCUAAAAUAUUCAGCAAGAGGAUGGAGGAAAAAAAUCUCCUAAUGUCCCAGCCCUGCCAGGUCUUCUUCCGGAAUAGCUCUGUUGAUACUAGUGCCCCACAUGGAUAUGCAUUUUCUCAAAUAGAAGGAACUACUAUUACUCAAGAAGAACUAGUCCGUUCUUAUGACAGUACCAAAACAAAACACGAGGAGAGUCUUACUGAAAUCAAAACUGAGGAGAAUCUAAGUAAGACUCUAUCUGACUACAGCUUGGUGUCAGCCACAGCACACAUCGCCUUGGGUGUUUUUGUUUUUCAUAAGGAAGUAAGAUGGCUAAGGAGUGUGAAACCUGGCCCCACUGAACGUGAGGUCAUAUCGGAAGUGCCAGGAAAAACUGCCGCAACCACAACCAAGAACCCACACAGCUCCUUCCCAGGGCUAAUGUCAAACAGCCACAGAAGUCCGACAGAGGAAGACAGCACCCAGAGGGAAGAAAGCAAGCCUCCUGAAGCGCCUCCAAAGCUCAGGGCAGACUGCAUCUCUGCCAGCUACAGCCCGACGCAGCUCUUCCAGGGAACCCAAAUUCAGGGAACCCACUAA
Condylura cristata (star-nosed mole) is the source of this 3753-nucleotide messenger RNA. Its product is annotated as phospholipid-transporting ATPase IB-like. Bases 1 to 3753 code for a protein of 1250 amino acids. Gene Ontology annotation, molecular function: ATPase-coupled intramembrane lipid carrier activity; ATP binding; magnesium ion binding. The record is from RefSeq and is a predicted model, not a curated record. Gene Ontology annotation, cellular component: plasma membrane. Gene Ontology annotation, biological process: neuron development; phospholipid translocation. Lineage: Eukaryota; Metazoa; Chordata; Mammalia; Eulipotyphla; Talpidae. The transcript is spliced from 37 exons.